AUGGCAGUCACAGUCACCCUCCUCCUCCUCCUCCUGUGCUUGUGUGGGCACCCCCAGGCUGCUGCAGACAGCAUCCAGACCGUCUAUGUGGUCUCAGGGGAGUCAGUGGAGCUGCCAUGUCCUUCACCACCCUCCCUACGUGGGGGCCAGCUCCUAACCUGGUUCCGCAGCCCUGCAGAAGGCUCCUCCACCAUCUUGGUGACCCAGAUCCAAGUAGACAGGCCAGUCUCAGAUCUGGGGAAACCUGAAAAUGAUUCAAGGUUCAAACCUCUUGGGAACUAUUCCUUAUUGCUGGAGGGGUCCAGGGAUGAAGAUGCUGGGCGGUACUGGUGCACUGUGAUGGAUCAGAACCACAAGUACCAGAACUGGAGGGUGUACGAUGUCUCCGUGCUCAAAGGAUCCCAGUUCUCUGUGAAGUCUCCAGAUGGCCCCUCUUGCUCUGCCCUCCUGUGCUCUGUGGUCCCCGCCAGGCGUCUGGACUCUGUGACCUGGCUAGAGGGGAGGAAUCCCGUGAGAGGACACGCUCAGUACUUUUGGGGAGAUGGGGCUGCCCUGCUAUUGGUGUGUCCUGGAGAGGGGCUUCCUGAGACCAGGGGCCGCAGGCCGAGGAACAUCCGAUGCCUUAUGCCUCAGAACAAAAGAUUCAGCUUUAGUCUGGCAGCUUCCACAGAACCUUCUCCCACAGUUUGUGCCUCUGUCCCGAGCUGGGAUGUGCCCCGGGUACUGAUGCUGUUGUUCACAGUGGGCCAAGGAGUCACCAUCAUAGUCCUCAGCAUUGUGCUCUGGAGGCGGAGAGCCCAGAGGUCUCCGGACAGAGAACCCUCAAUUCCUCACUUCAAACCUGAAGUCCAGGUCUAUGAGAACAUCCACUUGGCCCGCCUUGGGUAA
This is a messenger RNA of Peromyscus eremicus (cactus mouse), 888 nucleotides long. RefSeq names its product lymphocyte antigen 6 family member G6F (gene Ly6g6f). Bases 1 to 888 code for a protein of 295 amino acids. The record is from RefSeq and is a predicted model, not a curated record. Lineage: Eukaryota; Metazoa; Chordata; Mammalia; Rodentia; Cricetidae. The transcript is spliced from 5 exons.